AUGGAUGGUGAACAUAAACGUACAUUUGUUGAAUGUAUUUAUGAUUAUGAUAAUAAUUAUCUUAUUAUAAUUAGUGAACAAACUUUUGAAUAUUAUAAUUAUACAAUACUUAAAAAAGCUAUUUAUACAAAAAAUAUUUUACAACAAUGUAAUGUCUAUCCAAUAGAUAUUGAUAAUUCAUCCGAUGGAUUUUCUGGUGUAACAUAUGUAGAUCAUAAUAUAACACAUAUUCGAUCAUUAUAUGAUUUUUUACUUUUAACAUCAAAUGCAACAUAUUUUGGUGAAACAACUUUACGUGGUUAUAUUCAUGUUCAACAAUGGAUAUCAUCAAUAUCAAAUGUUUCAGAUAUUAUUUGGUCAUUUGCUAAAACAAAUUAUUUUAUGCCAUGGAAUUCUAAUAAUUAUACUAUUCCUAUACAACGUAUUAUAAAACGAAAAGAUAAUGGAAUUAUUUUAGAAAUAUUAAAUAUUUUUAGUUAUAAAACAAGAAUAAUUAAAACUGAUUUAAUACCACCGAAAAGUAUUUUUUGUAAUGAUUUAAUUCCAACAGAUCAACUUAUAAGUUUACAAGAUAUUGGUAUCAAAUUUCCUGAUAAAUUUAGUGUUCGUAUUGAUGCUUCUACAAGUUUUCAACAGCUGUGGCAUUCAGUUCAUCUUCAUUAUUAUUUAACAGAUGAACGAAAAUUAAUUCGUUAUGAUUAUACACCAUUUGAUAAUACUCAAAAUUCCAUAACAAUGAUAUUAGAUUAUUCAGAAAAUGCAUCAUGUUCAUAUAAAAUAGAUCGUCGUACAGGUUUAUGUAUUAUAAAUGAAUCGAUUGCAAUGAAUUCAUUAACAUCGAUAUUACAUAAUCCAAUUGAAACAUUAAUUAAAUAUGAAGAUAUUCUUCUUUCGAAUCCACCUAAACAAUUUUUUCAAUAUACUGGUAAUCGUCCAUGUCGUGGAUCAAUUUUAUGUACAAUUCUUAUUGGACAAAUGUCACAAUUUCCAUUAGAUUCAGAUGAAAAUUGGCUAGUAACAAAUAUUGAAUGGGGAUGGUCUAAACGAAAUAUUUAUGAUGAUGAUAAUAAUACUCCGUAUGAUUAUCCAGUUUAUCUUAAUUUAAAUUUAUAUAGAAAUAUCAAUGAACCAGCAGCUAAUGUUCAUUAUGAAUUUUAUGAUUAUCGAACUGAUGUAUAUUUAAAUGAAUUUGAUAUUAAUUUAUGUUAUCGAUCAAACCAAUUAUGGUAUCUUCAUUUAGCAUUUCAACUUAAAAUUAGAAAUCAAUCAACAACAAAUGAUAUUGAAAAUAUUUCAAUUAAUCGACAACAUUUAACUGAAUGUAUUCGUGCACAAAUGAUGAGGAUUAUGUCAAUAAAAUACUUACGUAUAUCUCAACUUGAACUUAAUCAUCAUUUAAAUCAACCAGAUCAUAAUGAUACACUCUAUUGUAUAUUUACUUUACUUGAUCGAACACCAUUUGUUGAUCCAAAUUCUGAAAUUGAAUUACUUGAUGCUAAAAAUAAACUUGAAAAUAGUAUUAAUAAUGGUGAAUUUUACUUUGAUACUGAUAAUGAUCUUUCAAUUGAAGCUAUACGAGAUUCAUUAGAAGAUAUUCAAUAUUUCUAUACAUUUAAUCCUAAUAUUAAUGUUAAUCGAACAAUUAUAGAAACAAUUGACGAAAUUCAUGAAAAAAUAAAAUAUUCAGAUGGUGCACAAGCAAGUGCAGUUGUUGGUGGAAUGAUUGUAGGAAUUUUAUUUGGAACAAUAACUGUUUUUGUUGUUAUAUGUAUGAUAAAAAGAAAAGCAAAUAAAUCUCCUAGUGGUGGUCUUACAUUUCGAAAUAUUAGUUUUCGUGUUGGAAAUAAGCGAAAACAAGAAGAACCAGAUAAUAUUAAUAUACAACAUUCACUACAUAAUAGACAAGAAACAUUCAGUUAA
Molecule: messenger RNA, 1920 nt
Organism: Rotaria sp. Silwood2
Lineage: Eukaryota; Metazoa; Rotifera; Eurotatoria; Philodinida; Philodinidae
Source: the annotation of a GenBank genome assembly